CCGAAUCGUGAGGGGCCCGCGGAGGGCCCCGGCUCAGAGCGCCGUCGCUGCCCUAGGCCCCGGGCUCGGCCCUGUCCCGCCGCCCGGGCGCCAGCAGGAAGGGAGGCUGAGCGCCGGGGGCCGGAGGCGGAGGCCUGGGGCGCGCGGUAGCAGCGGUGGCCGAGCUCGGGGAGGGGGCGCCCGGGCCUGGGAGGACAAAGCCCCGGAGCCUGCGGCCCGCAGCCCGCAGCACAAAGGGCGAGUCGCGGUUACACCCGCCCCUCCCGGCGCGGGGCGGAGAAAGGCGGCGGGAGCCGCAGCUGCCGAGCCCCUAGCUCCCCCACGCUCGCCCGCCCCGCCCCGUCCUCCCGGGGAGGGGUCUGGGGGCGCGGCGCUCCACAUAACACUCCCCCUCCAGCGCUGGGAGCCACCCCUCUCCCCUCCCUCGCGCAAACGCCGCCGCCUCCCUCGCCGCCGCCACCUCGCCCGCCGCUCAGUGCUCGCAGCGGCUGGGGGGCGGUGCGCGGGCCGUGCGCGCCGGCCGCCAGAUGCGCAGUCCCGGCCGCCGCUGACCCGCCGGAGCCCGCGCGCCUCCCAGAUGCCGCGGGGGAGACCUUGAGCGCACCCCGGCUUCCCUGGGCGGGGACCCCUGCAUCCCCAGCGCUGUGCCGGCGCUCGCCCUUUCUCCAGCCCGGCUCGCCCCGCGUUUGGACAUGGAGGGGGCCGCCGCGCCCGCGGCCGGGAACGGCCCCGACUUGGGGCCGGGGGUGCCCGGCUCGCCCCCCGAGGCGGUGGCGGGGGCGACCGCGGCCCCCGUGGCGGCCACCCCGGAGCCCAGGAAGCCGCACGGUGUGAAGCGGCAUCACCACAAGCACAACUUGAAGCACCGCUACGAGCUGCAGGAGACCCUGGGCAAAGGCACUUACGGCAAAGUCAAGAGGGCAACCGAGAGGUUUUCGGGCCGAGUGGUCGCUAUAAAAUCCAUCCGUAAGGACAAAAUUAAGGAUGAACAAGACAUGGUUCACAUCAGACGAGAGAUUGAGAUCAUGUCAUCCCUCAGCCAUCCUCAUAUCAUCAGUAUUUAUGAAGUGUUUGAGAACAAGGAUAAGAUUGUGAUCAUCAUGGAGUACGCCAGCAAAGGGGAGCUGUACGAUUACAUCAGUGAGCGGCGCAGACUCAGUGAGCGGGAGACCAGACACUUCUUCCGGCAGAUCGUCUCUGCUGUGCACUACUGUCACAAGAACGGCGUGGUCCACCGAGACUUGAAGCUGGAAAAUAUACUGCUGGAUGACAACUGCAACAUUAAGAUUGCUGACUUUGGGCUUUCCAACCUGUACCAGAAGGACAAGUUCUUGCAAACGUUUUGUGGGAGCCCACUCUAUGCGUCUCCUGAAAUUGUCAAUGGCAGGCCUUACAGGGGUCCUGAGGUGGACAGCUGGGCCCUGGGUGUGUUGCUUUACACUCUCGUUUACGGAACGAUGCCCUUCGAUGGUUUUGAUCACAAAAAUCUCAUUCGGCAGAUCAGCAGUGGGGAGUACCGGGAGCCCACGCAGCCCUCAGAUGCUCGAGGACUCAUCCGGUGGAUGCUUAUGGUGAACCCUGACCGUCGAGCCACCAUUGAGGACAUUGCCAACCACUGGUGGGUGAACUGGGGCUACAAGAGCAGCGUCUGCGAUUGUGACGCCCUCCACACCUCUGAGUCCCCACUCCUGGCUCGCAUCAUUGACUGGCACCACCGCUCCACAGGGCUGCAGGCCGAGACCGAGGCUAAGUUGAAGGGCUUGGCCAAACCCGGGGCCUCAGAGGUGGUGCUGGAGCGGCAGCGGUCACUGAAGAAGUCCAAAAAGGAGAGUGACUUUGUCCAGUCAGGCCCAGACUCAGUGCCAGAAAGCCCCUCCAAGCUGAGCUCCAAGAGGCCCAAGGGCAUCCUCAAGAAGCGCAGCAACAGUGAGCAUCGCUCUCACAGCACUGGCUUCAUCGAAGGCGUGGUUGGACCUGCCCUGCCCUCCACCUUCAAGAUGGAGCAGGACCUAUGUCGGACUGUGGGGCCCCUCCCCAGCUCCCCUGAGGCAGAAGUGCCAGGUAAACUCAGCCCCAAGCAGUCAGCCACGAUGCCCAAGAAAGGCAUCUUGAAAAAGACCCAACAGAGAGAGUCAGGCUACUACUCAUCCCCAGAGCGCAGUGAGUCCUCAGAGCUCUUGGAUGGGAAUGACAGCCUGGCCGAUGGUCCCCCUUCCCCCAGCCCCCCAGACCCAGCCAGGGUGCCCUCCCUUAGCCUAUCCUGCCGCAGGAAGGGCAUCUUGAAACACAACAGCAAGUACUCAGCAGGCCCUCUGGACCCAGCCCUCGCCAGCCCCAAUGUGCCCAUCCUAGAAGCCUUGGGGGGGGAGCCGUGUGGUGGCCUAGCCGAGGGUCUGUCCCGCAGCUACAGCCGGCCUUCAAGUGUUAUCAGCGAUGACAGUGUCCUGUCCAGUGACUCCUUUGACCUACUGGAUCUGCAAGAGAACCGGCCCACCCGCCAGCGCAUCCGCAGCUGUGUCUCCGCUGAGAACUUCCUCCAGAUUCAGGACUUUGAGGGGCUUCAGAACAGAUCUCGGCCGCAGUACCUGAAGCGGUACCGGAACCGACUAGGAGACAGCAGCUUCUCCCUUCUUACGGACAUGGAUGACGUGACUCAGGUCUACAAGAAGGCGCUGGAGAUUUGCAACAAGCUCAACUAGCUGCCUUGGGGUUUGGGGGGGGGGCGGGGGGCCAGGAGUGAGCACAAGGAAGAAGGGAGGAUGAGGAGCAGUGACUUGUGCUGGUGAGCUGGUUACCUCUUUGCCGACUGUGGCAAUGGACUGGAAAAAGACUGGUGCCGUUGGGCUUGGCCAAGUUUGCAGUCUUGAGCCAGCCCCUCAAGGAGAGAAGUGGGGUUCUCUGCCAGUCCUGCCAAUUGUUGGCCCAAAUUGGGGUCUUAAUUGGCAUUGCCUUCUGGCAGAUUCUAGAGGACUGCAGGUGCCAUGGGGAGGUGGUGUUGGCCAACACUUAGGGCCUGGGGAACAAGUGAAUGGGAGAGGAAGCACUCCUUAGAAGUCUUCUGAAUGCUUCUGUUGGAGGAGCAAGAGAGACUGGAGUCAUCUGUUUGGGGUGAGCUCAGAGAGCUUGCUCCCCCUCUCCUCACAGAGCAACCUUUAUCUGACUGCUUGGGGCUGGCAAGCUGUCAGCAACCUGAUAUAGAAUCAGUGAUUAACUGGUAAUGGCUUCUGGGUAUGCUGCUUUUGAGCAGCCCAGGAUCAUGGGGAAGGAGUAUGUUGAUUGAAUAGUAAUGGCUGCCAUGGAAAGGAGAAGGGGGUAGCAGUACUCAUGUCAUGUAGUUGUGAUCCUUGACCUGGAUGAACUCUGGCUGCUAGGUUAAGGUGUUCUAAGGGGUCUAUAAUAACUUUCAUGAUGCUGGUGUGGCAAUUAUGAAUUUGCUCUCCUGCCUUCUGUAGAAGACAGAGGUUUGGUCAAAGAAAGAAUGCCAAGGACUUAAGAGUCAGCCCAUGGUGACUGGGGGCUUCUUGCUAUCUGCCUCCAUUUUCCUGAUGUCUGCCUUGCUCUUCAGCAUGACCUCCCGAGGCCAGAAAGGGAAAAAGAUGGUGGUGUCAGACGUCUAUACUAUUGUGUAGAAUGAAGCUGGGGACCCUCUGAUCUUUGCACAGAAUGGAAAUUGAUCCACACUGAUCAGGGGACAACUUGUCAACUUCUUUUUAGUCUCAAUAUUAACUGGAAUGCUGCCUCUUGAACUCCCACUUGCAUGAAUGCUUUGAGUUAGAUGCAACACUCUCUGUAAUCUCUAAAAGAGUAACUAACUGGCUCAGCCAUUUGUCCAGUUCACUAAUAGCAAAUGGUAUCCUCUGAUGUAGGCAAGAUUGCUUCUAGGGAGUCAGAGUGUAGAUGGGAUAUUUGAAUGAAAGAAGGAAAGUUAGGUAGGAUGUGCUUUCUCCCCCCAAAUCUAGGCAUUCUGAGUCAUAGUUUCAAGUAGGUAGGUUUUUUGGGGGAAAGAAAUUCCAUUCAUUUAAUGAAUUUGGUGUUGAAAGAACUGAGCAGGUUAGGAAGAAGCCUAUAGAAAAGAGAAAAUUCCCUUAGAAACCACCCAGAUAGUCUUCGAGAUGAAAGAAGAGGAGUAACAGGACUCUUAGCUUAAAAAAACAACGCAACUGGGUAUUUUCCUUUUUGACACUUGGAUGACAGGAGACGGUACAUCUCCGCCACAAUAGAGCAUCUUCAGACAGUAGGUUUGGAAUCAAUGAUAUUAUAUGGGAGUUUGGAAGGACUUUAGAUUCUCUGGGCCUGGGAUUAUCAAAACCCUGUUUUAAGGUGGUGAAUGAACUUCUGGUCACCUGGAACUAUAAAGAGGACUAGUUUGGGGUGUUUUCUUGAGAACCAACAGACAACAACAAUUCAUUGGGAGAGAAGAAAUAGUUAAAUGGGAACUAAGAAGUGUAUUACGAGAAGCUUCUCAGUUUCCUUUCAUUCAAUUAAUUCCAUCUCCUUCCUGAAUUCCUUACA
Molecule: messenger RNA, 4512 nt
Organism: Erinaceus europaeus (western European hedgehog)
Lineage: Eukaryota; Metazoa; Chordata; Mammalia; Eulipotyphla; Erinaceidae
Gene: NUAK1
Product: NUAK family kinase 1
Exons: 7
Coding region: 693-2699 (668 amino acids)
Biological process (GO): microtubule cytoskeleton organization; protein phosphorylation; intracellular signal transduction
Cellular component (GO): cytoplasm
Molecular function (GO): tau-protein kinase activity; protein serine/threonine kinase activity; ATP binding
Source: RefSeq, a predicted model, not a curated record